AUGAACCCAGCUGGUCUCAAACAAUCGAAUUUCAUGGCUAACAGUAAAGUUAUCACUCGUCAUUUCAUAAACUCGGAGGACUACGAAGGGGGGUUUGCGAAGGACGAGAUCGAACAGCUCUUGGCAUGCAUAGAGAACAAUUUCCACGACUGGGUUUCAGCCUUUGUUCCAACGGUAAUGGGAGGCAAUGACCCCUUCUCCAUCCAUUAUUUUGACAAAAGUUUGAAAAGAAUGAAUCCAGAUACUGCACUCUCCGUCGCCAAACUCAUCUUUUUAAGCGACAACAGAGAGAUUUUGGAGAUGGUCAUGACCCCAUGCGCCAUAAUUCAGACCACCCAAAGACCCCAUCGUACCCAAUUCCGUGGCCGACUACAUGCAAAAGAAGAUCAAGGGCAAAUCGACGGUCGAGAUCAUUCCAUCGACGGUCAUUUUCCUCAGUUGACUGCUCAUGAGCAGCUAUUAGAUGUGAUUGGUGGUGUUCUGGGCUUUGAUCUUUGA
Messenger RNA from Thlaspi arvense, 498 nucleotides. The record is from the annotation of a GenBank genome assembly. NCBI's taxonomy places the organism in Eukaryota, Viridiplantae, Streptophyta, Magnoliopsida, Brassicales, Brassicaceae.